Messenger RNA from Ilex paraguariensis (yerba mate), 925 nucleotides. NCBI's taxonomy places the organism in Eukaryota, Viridiplantae, Streptophyta, Magnoliopsida, Aquifoliales, Aquifoliaceae. The record is from the annotation of a GenBank genome assembly.
AUGAUGUUUGUUCCUGAUGUUGUCUUGGUUGGUGCUGUUUUAUCUUUAAUGGCAUUUGCUUCAAAUAUUGAACCAUACUACUACUUACAGUCUCAAAGCAACAGUCUUCCAACUAAAACUACAAUUCACAAGAGAAACUUUCAUUGUACCCACGCAUUUUUUUGGACUCUCAGUUUAAUGGCAUUGGAGUGGGUGUUGCUAGGUUACGCUGCAGGCGCAGAGGCGAUCAUGGUCCUCCUCCUGACCCUCCCAGGCCUCGACCCACUUCGCAAAGGACUCAUCACAGUGACUCGCAGCCUCCUCAAACCCUUUCUCUCUGUGGUACCCUUUUGCCUCUUCCUCCUCAUGGACAUCUAUUGGAAGUACGAGACUCGACCUUCGUGUGAAGCUGAAUCGUGCUCUCCGUCGGAGCAUCUCCGCCACCAGAAGUCGAUCAUGAAGUCCCAGCGCAACGCCCUCCUUAUUGCCUCAGCUCUCAUCUUCUACUGGUUGCUCUACUCGGUUACUGGUCUUGUUGUGAAGGUUGAUCAGUUGAACAAGCGCUUGGAGAAGUUGAAGUCCCAGGAUUGAUUUCUGGGUCAAUCAGAUAAGUUUCUUUUGUCUCGAUCCGUCAAACAAUUGCAAUUUGACAAUUUCAGGAUCUGUGUUUUGGGUGACUUUGUAUUGUAUUGCACGCCUAUUACUGCCUAUGUACAUCGAGGGUUUCCUUUCCGAUCAUUUCUGCUUUCUUUUUGUGGGUCUUUUGGCUUGUUUCUGACUAUGUGGAAUUCGGUAUUAGUAGAAAAGCGAUCGCUGUAAUCGAAUUAUGUGAAAUUUUGUGGAAUUAAAAUAAUCCCUUUUGUUCUUGGCAUUUAAAUUAUUGUCAAUUUGGUACUGGUUGGCUCUUUUUGCUGUGUUUCGUGUGUUUUAUUCUAUACAUUGUACU